This is a messenger RNA of Punctularia strigosozonata HHB-11173 SS5, 252 nucleotides long. RefSeq lists its product as uncharacterized. Lineage: Eukaryota; Fungi; Basidiomycota; Agaricomycetes; Corticiales; Punctulariaceae. Bases 1 to 252 code for a protein of 83 amino acids. The record is from RefSeq and is a predicted model, not a curated record. The transcript has 4 exons.
AUGGCCGAAAUCGCCUCUUUGAGGGAUCGGAGCUCUGGUGGGACCGUCGAGGAAUUCAUCUUCACCGCGGGGCCGCAAGCUCAACUUCCAACCAUGACGGCAAAACUAGACAAGGAAUUGAGCUCUAAACUUGAGGAGUUCAACAAAUCAGUUGCCGCCACCGCGGACGAGGUCAUCUUCCGCGUAUUCCCUUCCAAGAUUUUGUACGAUACAUUGACGUUUGCACAGAUGCUAAGUCUGACGCCGCCAUAG